Messenger RNA from Seriola dumerili (greater amberjack), 3345 nucleotides. It is a transcript of the gene odad2, whose product is annotated as armadillo repeat containing 4. The record is from RefSeq and is a predicted model, not a curated record. The coding region runs from base 112 to 3297 and encodes 1061 amino acids. Gene Ontology annotation, molecular function: protein binding. The transcript is spliced from 21 exons. Lineage: Eukaryota; Metazoa; Chordata; Actinopteri; Carangiformes; Carangidae.
GGAACUUGAGCCUGCGGUUUCCAUGGACACCGGUGACGAAAACUGUCGGUAAAGUCUUUAAAAUUGAAAAGCAACUUGAAAUUCUCGUUUCAGAAUAUCCCUGCCGGUGAAAUGGGAGCAUCACUGACCAAGGCAGCCCAGUGGACCAGCUCUGGUACUGGCAAACUGGAGUUCACACCGAUGAAUGAGUCCUUGUUGAAAGAGAUCCUGUGCUUUGUGGAGCAGUUCAGCUCCCAACACCCACAGGAGGCAGAGCAUGUGUUCGAGGCACCGCUCCAAUGGAGUACCACUUUAGUGGCAUCUGAUUUCAAAACAGACUAUGACAUCAGUGACUUGGAUGUACAGUCCCAUGAGAAAGACAGUGAAGGGCUUCCAUUGUUGAAGCUUUCCCCACCUACUGUUUAUGUACGCAGCUUCAGCCAGCUCGCUAAACUGGUUCAUCUGGCAGAUGAUAAGAAGCUGGAGGAGGUUCGAGCAUGUCUAGAAGAAAAUAGAGAUCCUGUGGUGAAGAUUCUUGGUCCCUGCUUUGCUAUCAUGUUGGACGGAGAAGGCCCCCAUACCGAUGUGCUGCAUCUGGUAGGCAAAGACCAAGUAAAGGACUCAGAGGUCAAGGUCAAGCUUUUUCACUUGCUCCAAAAUAUGGACAAACAGCUCCUCAGCAAGCUUCUCGAAAAAAUAUCAGAGCAAGUCAGGCUUGACCCCACCGCAGUAAAGAAUGACAUGGAGUUGUUGAAACGGUUCUGCAGUGAAGGGGAAAAGAGGGUGUUGAAGUCGGUUCGAUACACAUCAGAUUAUGAAUUUGCGAAUGGCUGCCGUGCCCCCCUCUGGAGACAGGUGCAUGGUGAGAUUUGUCACCUUGUAAUUGAAACUUGUGACACUGAAGACCUCUACAUUACCUGCAGCACCACCGGAGUUUUUGUCAAUGGGGGCAUAAAACAGGAGAGGGCGGAGAGUGGCUACGAGCGAACAAGUGAUAUGUACAAAGACCUGGUAACACUUCUCAAGAGCCAAUCUCCAUAUUUUGCUGAGAAUAUAAACAAACAGGAUUUUGCAGUUGAAGAACUUCCAUCAACACAAAGGAUUCAGCAUGUGGAAUCGGUUGAUAAGAAGGAACAAGGCCAACCCCAGAGGUCUUACGAGCAACAGGAAAAGAAUGUGCAUGACAAGGCGAGACAACAGCAGACGCUGUACAAGACAGGCCGCGAGAAGUUUUAUGUACCAUGUCCGAGAUGGAAGAAUCUUGGUCUCACGUUUCCAAGUUGUGAAGCAGAGGAAAAGAAAUCUAGUAAGAGCUCUGCUGGUGCAAUGCCGAAGAAAAAGCUGGGACUGGGAGCCAAGAGCAAGAUCAAAGCAGAAUUCUCUGUGUCCUCUAUACCUGGACGCCUGUCCUCCCAGAAAAUUAAGACCCCAGCAGGCGCCAUGCCAGUGGAACUUUCCAGUGAGAGUUCAUUGGAGAGUGAGGAGGAAGAGGAGCAGUCAGAGCGCCGUGUGGAGAGUGACACAGACCUGCCCCCAGAAUACUGGCAGAUCCAGAAACUGGUCAAGUACCUCAAGGCAGGCGACCAGACAGCCACUGUGCUCACUCUUUGCGCCAUGAUGGACUUUGAUUUGAUGCAGGAGACGUGCCAGCUGGCCAUCCGGGAUGUAGGUGGCCUUGAAGUCCUCAUUAACUUGCUGGAUACAGAUGAAGUCAAAUGCAAAAUUGGAUCUCUGAAAAUACUGAGAAAGAUUAGUCACAACGUGCAAAUCCGUCAGACCAUUGUUGACAUAGGAGGUCUGCAGAACAUCGUGAGGAUUUUGGACUCACCAGUUGCGGAACUCAAGGCCUUAGCUGCUGAGACUAUCGCAAACGUGGCCAAGUUCCGCAGGGCAAGGAGAACCGUCAGGCAUUAUGGCGGCAUCAAGAAACUGGUAAAGCUGUUGGACUUUAGCUGGAAUUUAGACACGCUGACUCCAAACCAGAAGAAGGAUGUAGAGGUGGCCCGCUGUGGAGUUUUAGCAUUGUGGAGCUGCAGCAAGAGUGCCAAGAACAAGAAGGCCAUCCAUAAGGCUGGAGGCAUUCCGCUGCUUGGACGAUUGCUUAAGUCGCGAGAUGAGAACAUGCUUAUCCCUGUGGUGGGGACCCUGCAGGAGUGUUCCUCAAAGGAAAGCUACAGGAUUGCCAUUCAGACAGAGGGCAUGAUCAACGAUUUGGUCAAAAACCUAAACAGUGACAACGAUGAGCUACAAAUGCAUUGCGCAAGUGCAAUCUUCAAGUGUGCAGAGGACAAGCAAACCCGUGACCUUGUGCGCAAGUACAAUGGUCUGCAGCCACUGGUUUCACUGCUAGGCAAGGUGAACAACAAGCAGCUCCUGGCCGCCGCCACCGGGGCCAUCUGGAAGUGUUCCAUCAGCACGGAGAAUGUGGCUAAGUUUCAGAAGCACAAAGCCCUGGAGACCCUGGUUGGCCUGCUGACUAAUCAGCCUGAAGAGGUGCUGGUAAAUGUAGUUGGAGCCCUGGGAGAAUUUGCCCAGAUACCUGCUAGCCAGGCCGUCAUCAACAAGUGUGGAGGCAUCAAGACCCUAGUUAAACUGCUUGUUGGAACAAAUGAGGCGCUGCUUGUGAAUGUAACAAAGGCGGUGGGUGCUUGUGCCACAGACAAGAAUAACAUGUCAAUCAUUGACCAGCUUGAUGGAGUCCGCUUGGUGUGGUCCUUAUUGAAAAACCCCAAUCCAGAUGUCCAGUCCAGUGCUGCGUGGGCCCUUUGUCCAUGCAUUGAGAAUGCAAAGGAUGCAGGGGAAAUGGUGCGCUCCCUUGUCGGUGGAUUGCGACUGAUUAUUGAUUUGCUGAAGUCAACAAACAACGAGGUCCUGGCAAGCAUUUGUGCCGCCAUCGCCAAAAUAGCCAAAGACAAGGAGAAUCUGGCAGUCCUCACUGAUUAUGGGGUUGUCCAACUGCUGGCCAAGUUGACUAACACAACUGAUGACAGGCUCCGUCGCCACCUCGCUGAGGCUAUCAGCCAAUGCUGCAUGUGGGGCAGCAACAGGGCAUCGUUUGGUGAAGCUGGGGCCGUGGCCCCUCUGGUGCGCUACCUCAAGUCAAAGGACAGUGCAGUCCACCAGAGCACAGCCAUGGCCCUGUAUCAGCUGUCCAAGGACCCCCAGAACUGCAUCACCAUGCAUUCGAAAGGAGUGGUCAAGCCCCUCAUCCAGAUGAUGGGCUCUGAUGAUGAGAUGCUCCAGGAAGCUGCUGCUGGUUGUGUGCGCAACAUCCGACUUCUGGCUCAGGCUAAUAGGAAUGCCAGAUUAUUUUAUUGAAGGAAGUGUUUAUGUAAAUGUUUAUCUAUCUAUAUGUAUCAAAUUAUC